This is a messenger RNA of Elephantulus edwardii (Cape elephant shrew), 1719 nucleotides long. RefSeq names its product chromosome unknown open reading frame, human C17orf80 (gene MTNAP1). The transcript is spliced from 4 exons. The record is from RefSeq and is a predicted model, not a curated record. Lineage: Eukaryota; Metazoa; Chordata; Mammalia; Macroscelidea; Macroscelididae. The coding region runs from base 1 to 1719 and encodes 572 amino acids.
AUGACUGGCCCGCCGCCCCGAGUGGAAGUGUGUCCCUAUUGUAAGAAGUCGUUUAAGCGGUUGAAGUCCCACUUGCCGUACUGCAAGAUGCUAGGAGCGUCCACACCUGUUGAUCAGAAAGUCUCUCAGUUCAAGCCAGCUACACUCUCUCAUCCUCACCAAAGGAAGGGGCCAGUCAAAGACUUAAUUAGAACUGAGGAAAAUAAUCCGGUGAGAGAGAGGGGGCUAAAAAAUACCAAGUGGAGAGAAGACAGCUCUGAAGGGACAGUUAAGACCUUUCCUCUACGAGGAUCGGAAAAAUCAAGUAAUCAAAAAACAGGUGGAAACAUCAAGAAUCAAAGUCAGUCCUCCCUGAACAUAGUGGAAAACUCUGGACCAAAAGGGACUUUCCAGAGACAGACGAAGACGCAGCCUUCUGCAUCAGUAGUCACUUCAGAGAGAAAAUGUGCCAGAGAUUUGCCUCAAUCAGGAGACAGCAGAAUUAAUUCUUCAGAAGCAGAAGCAUCUUUACUGCUUGACUUAAGGGAGCCCUCUUCAUCAAGUCAAAAUAGAAAAUAUUCUUCAGCCUUACCUAAGGAUGUUCCAGUCCCAUCAGAUAAUCUGAAAUUGGACAGGAGUCUCCCAAGACAGGAGCUCCCAAUGAAACCGUUAGACAUGCCUGUUGAUAAUUCUCCUUCUCCCAUGAACCUCGGUGAUGGGGCAGCCAGGGUGUCAAUGUCAUGGUCAAGCAGUGAGAGAGACCCCAAAGCUAUAAGAAAGUCUGAGACUGGGGAAAAGAACCCAGAAUCACUCAUUUUAGAUCUUCAAGUCAGCCCACCGGGUCAAACCCGAGUGGAGGAGAGCAAGGAGGUUGUGCUUGGCUUGAAGGAGAAAGGACAUCACCUUCGUGUCAAAGUGCAUGGGAGAACCGGUAACGCAGAGAGAAGUCUGUCUGGGAGAGAAAUGCCUUCUCUGAGCGAGGGCACUGAGCGCUCCAGGGCUGCUGCCUUGGUCACGGGGAAGGUAGUUCAAAAUGCAGGCCCUGAUUUAAAGCCGUCUGUUCCAGGGGGCACGGCUGGCAACCCGCCCCUUUCUGUAUCACAGCCUCAUCGCCCAAGCCUUACCUCUCUGGCUCUGCAAAUUCUUCAGGAGGAGAAAGCAGGUUCCCGCCACCAUCAUCAAGAGGCUGGUGUUCAGAUGUUAAUGGACAGUGAGAAACAGGCUGCCCUGGAACUCAGAUCCAGCCCUCACCACCCAGCAUCCCACACGGGGCACCCGAGACUUCCUCAUUCCUCCUGGCAUCCCACAGCUCAGGCGCCCUUCACCAGCCCUGUGGGAGCUGCAGACAGAAGGGUCCAUCCCAGCUCCAUGGGGCUCGAGUGGUUUUCAGAGCUCUAUCCUGGUUAUCUAGGACUUGGGGUGUUGCCAGGGAAACCCCAGUAUUGGGGUGCAGCAGUCUCAUGGCCUCCGGUCCUCAGCCACUCCGAGGAAGGACUCUCAGAAGUUCUGUUGGAAAGAAGUUUGACCAAUAGAAGGCUCUUGGAACCGCUCACCAGGCUCACGGCCUCCAGCUUCUCUCUGAUGAGUCUCCUGAGAACACUCCAGAAAGGGUGGACCCAAUGCAGCAGGACCGUGAAGACGGGCGGCGUCAGCGGCAUCACCAUGCUCUUCACCGGCUACUUCUUCCUCUGUUGCAACUGGAGCUUCAAGCAUCUGAGGCUGCAGCGCUGGCGUAAGUAG